This is a messenger RNA of Acanthoscelides obtectus, 1376 nucleotides long. NCBI's taxonomy places the organism in Eukaryota, Metazoa, Arthropoda, Insecta, Coleoptera, Chrysomelidae. The record is from the annotation of a GenBank genome assembly.
GUUAACUCCAAAUCAAUUUUCAGGUGUUCAUAGGUGAAAUAUCCGAACCUCACCUUCGAGGUAUAUUUUCCAGUGGUCCCUUUGCUAGUUAUUCUUUUGGUAUACUUUUGGUAUAUGCACUGGGAUUCCUGCUGCCUUGGAGAGAAGUUGCAGGUUUGAGUGCGAUUCCACCGAUUACGGCACUCGCAAUAUAUUUCUUCCUACCAGAAAGUCCGGUAUGGCUUGUACGAAGAGGCAGAAUAGAAGAAGCAAGAGCAUCAAUGCUAUGGCUCAGAGGAGGCAACAUAAACAAGGCAAAAGAAGAAACAGAUCAGCUGAUCCAUCGAUGUAAGGCAGAUUCGCAAGAAGAAAGAACCACGUUGACACUUCUACUGCAGCCUGAAGUGUUGAAGCCGCUGUUGAUCGUUAAUUUGUUCAAUGCGGCUCAGAUUCUAUCUGGCACCUAUUUGAUCGUAUUUUACGCUGUGGAUAUUCUCCAACACGUCCAAGGAGGUGAACGCGUGGACCAUUUUCUAGCAGCAGUAAUAACAGCGUGUGUACGAUUCAUUUUCUCAAUUAUGGCGGGUGUGCUAUUGACUCUAAUUGGUCGCAGGAGUUUGGCCAUCACUUCGGCGUUCGGAACAGGAGUCUCAGCAACACUUUUGGCCGUUUUCCUUCUAGCCACAACAACUGGCAGCACUAUUCAUCGCUGCUUGGGCUUGGACUAUAUCCCAGCCUUCCUCAUUCUGGUGUACGUUGCCAGCAAUACGAUGGGAUUCAUGAUUCUCCCGGGGGUCUUAGUUUCCGAACUCUUUCCAGCAAAGGUUCGUGGUUUGGCAGGCGGCCUGACCUUCAUGAUCUUCAACCUGCUACUCUUCGGCGUCGCCAAAGUUUUCCCUCUAACGAAAGCAUCCAUUGGAGUAUCUGGAGUAUUCUGGAUUUUCGGUGGAGUUUCCUUCAUCGCCUGUAUCUUCCUCUGGCUCACCUUGCCUGAAACUAAGGCUCUCACACUAUCGGAGAUUGAAGACUACUUUAAAAAUGAGGGGCUACUAUGGAAACGAACUUCGAGGAAACAGAGAUGGAUAGACAGUGAAGCACAACUCAAACUUUCUGUGGAUAAGCCACAGUGAAGUUUCGCAGAUGUUACGUUUUUUAUAAUAGAUUUUACUUAACUUCAUAUCCGCCAUGUUCAGCCAAAAUAUAGUAAGUGGUAGUAUUGAACCUUCACGAUUUUUGAGGCGAAAAUGAUUAAAAAAAAAGUAAACUGAUCUGCUGAAGACACGACAAUCAUCCUAAAGAUUACCAUAUGUGAAAAGUACCUACCUUAGUUGUAUCUAUGUUUUAUAAGAGACUGAUGGAAUUAUUUAUAAGAGUUGUAUUUAUUAUUGAAAUAAAAU